AUGUCGGACAAAGUUCGAUUUUACUUAGAGCAGUCAGUUGCUGAGCUGGAAGACCUUCGUAAGAAGGAGCUUUUUACGAAACAGGAACUAGCGGUGAUUAUGAGAAAGAGAACCGACCAUGAACACAGAAUUAGUGGCCGAACAGUCAAACCUCGAGAUUUUCUAAAAUACGCUGAAUAUGAAAUCAACGUCGAAAGACUAAGAAAGAAGCGUGUAAAGAGAUUAGGAAACAAAGACGUUGGAGGCAAAUCAGGAAUCUCUGACUGGGCUGGUCCUAGACGAAUCAUGUUUAUUUUCGACAGAUCUACCAAAAGAUUUCCAGGAGAAAUUCAACUAUGGCUACAGUAUCUUGAAUAUGCUAAGCAACAAAAGGCCAUCCACGUUAUCAACAAAAUCUUCACCACAAUGCUGCAACUUCACCCUACGAAACCAAAGCUUUGGAUUCUGGCUGCCAAGCACGAAUCCGACGAGAAUGCAUCAAUGAAAGCUGCCAGAUAUAUCUUACAGCGAUCACUACGAUUUAAUUACGAUUCCGAAUUACUGUGGUACGAGUAUAUCAAGCUGGAACUUAUUUAUGUCAGUAAGAUUUUGGCUCGUAGAAAGCUCUUAGGAUUGGACCUUGACACUGAGGAACAACAAGCCCAGAAAGAGCAAGACGAAGAAGACGAAGAAAGCGAGGCUCAUAUUGAAUUACCAGAUAUCAAAGAACAGGUCAAAGACGACUUGAAAGCGUUACCAGAGGCUGACAUGUCGAUGCUCGGUAACCCACAAACGAACCCAGCACUUCGUGGAGACGUUGCACUGGCUAUCUACGAUGCCUCUAUGGAGCGAGCCAAGACAGUGGAUGCCAAGUACGAUUUCUCUUUGAAAAUAAUUGAACUCUUCGACUCAUUUAUAGAUCUCGACCGAGCACAUCUUUCCAAGCAUGUCAUCGACUACCUCAGCCAUACUCAGGCCAGUCCCAAGACGCUGUUCCUAUCCACCACGCUCCCUGUCCGUUAUGUGUCGCACGACGAUCCAACAUUCCCAGACAUGAUUAAACUCAUGAUCACUAAAUACAAUAAGUCGUUGUCCUUGGAAGAGAAAACCCCCGAACUCAAGCAGCAUCUGCGAGAAUUCCUCACCUCGAAGUACCUCGAGCCUACCUUGGAGCCAGCCCUCGACCAGAACAUCCGUCUUGUCCUCCAAAGCUUUACCAAAAAGUUGUAA
Messenger RNA from Sugiyamaella lignohabitans, 1209 nucleotides. It is a transcript of the gene UTP6, whose product is annotated as Utp6p. The transcript has a single exon. The record is from RefSeq and is a predicted model, not a curated record. The coding region runs from base 1 to 1209 and encodes 402 amino acids. Gene Ontology annotation, cellular component: Pwp2p-containing subcomplex of 90S preribosome; small-subunit processome. Gene Ontology annotation, biological process: maturation of SSU-rRNA from tricistronic rRNA transcript (SSU-rRNA, 5.8S rRNA, LSU-rRNA). Lineage: Eukaryota; Fungi; Ascomycota; Dipodascomycetes; Dipodascales; Trichomonascaceae. Gene Ontology annotation, molecular function: snoRNA binding; protein binding.